Messenger RNA from Silurus meridionalis, 1072 nucleotides. RefSeq names its product protein lifeguard 3-like. Gene Ontology annotation, biological process: negative regulation of apoptotic signaling pathway. The transcript has 11 exons. NCBI's taxonomy places the organism in Eukaryota, Metazoa, Chordata, Actinopteri, Siluriformes, Siluridae. Gene Ontology annotation, cellular component: endoplasmic reticulum; Golgi apparatus; membrane. The coding region runs from base 152 to 1057 and encodes 301 amino acids. The record is from RefSeq and is a predicted model, not a curated record.
GCUGUUUGAGAUAAGAGAAGGUGCGCACAUUUUACCCACACAACAAAACUCUUUCAAACAUCUCCAACAUUCUUUGAUGCAGCUGUAAUGACUCUUAAACAUGUGAACAUUCUGCUAAUGAAGAGAACAAACAUCUCAAAGCAUCAUCAUCAUGUUUAUGUCUGAACUCCUUCCAUCUUAUGAAGAGUCCCAACAUCAGGGGAGCAGUUCUCCUCCUCCCCCUCACACCUACACCACACCCGAGAUGCCUGGAGCUGAAGCAGGAGCAGAAACAGGAGCUGAAGCAGGAGCAGGAGUUCCACCCCUAGGAACAUCCAGUCUUAUACCCCUCAAUAUGUCCUCAGGAGAUAUAGAUGACCCCAGUGCACUGUGGGAAAAUAGAAGUAUUCGCCAUGCGUUCAUCAGAAAGGUUUAUCUGAUUCUGGCGUUGCAGCUGUUAGUGACAACCUCAAUCGUAGCGGUCUUCACGUUCAUUGAUCCGGUGCGUCUCUUCAUCAUCCGGAAGCCUGUGGUUUACCUGUUGUCUCUGUGUUUCUCUCUCCACAGUAUUGUUUUUCCCAUAAUUUAUGGGUUGUCAGUCAUUGAUGUUAUGAGGAGACGAUUUCCUGUGAACCUGGUUUACCUGUUCAUAUUUACUCUCGCCAUGUCUUUAAGUGCUGGAUCAAUAUCGAGUUAUUUUGAGACGAAGACCGUGUUCUUGUUUAUGGUAAUGAUGGUGGUGGUGUGUGUGGCCAUUACAGUGUUCAGUUUCCAGACCAAGGUGGACUUCACCUCCCGUCCUGGUUUAUUCUGGGUUCUGUACAUUGUGCUUUUAAUAACAGGCAUCAUUACAGCCAUCAUCCUCUCCCUUCAGUAUAUUAAGUGGCUGCCCAUGCUGUACAAUGUUUUUGGGGUCGUCUUUUGCACUCGGUUCCUGCUAUACAACACUUGGCUGUUGUUGGAGAAACGAAUUUAUGAGCUAAAACCGGAGGAGUACUUGUUUGGAGCUCUGACUCUCUACACAAUCACACCGACCUUCUGGUUCCUGAUGAGGGACACCAACUGUCUGUCUGUCUGAAACAAUGAAAUAAAA